AUGAAGAUCCUGCUAAUUAUAUUUGUUCCGAUCUUCUGGACUGAAACCCUGACACAUCAGAGCCCAGGGCCAGGCCCGGAGUAUGCUGAUGUGGUGUUUCUGGUGGACAGCUCCGACCGCCUGGGAAUUAAGUCCUUCCCGUCUGUGAAGGCCUUCAUCAACAAGAUGAUCAACAACCUCCCCAUAGAGGCUGACAAGUACCACGUGGGCCUGGCCCAGUACAGCGACAGGCUCCACAGAGAGUUCCUGCUCAGAGCCUUCAAGAGCAGGGGCCCCAUGUUGAAUCACAUCAAGAAGAACUUCGAGUUCCUGGGGGGCUCCCUGCGGAUUGGGAAUGCUCUCCAGGAGGUCCACAGGGCCUACUUCUCAAGUGGGAGGGACAAGAAACAGUUUCCCCCGAUCCUGGUGGUCCUGGCUUCCGCUGAGUCCGAAGAUGCUGUGGAAGAGGCCGCCGAAGCACUGCGCAAAGAUGGGGUGAGGAUCAUCUCAGUGGGGAUGCAGGGGGCGUCUGAGAAGACCCUGAAGGCCAUGGCCACGGGCCAGUUCCACUACAGCCUCCGGACGGCCAGGGACCUCAGCACAUUCUCCAGAAACAUGAUGCAGAUUCUCAAAGAUGCAGUUCAGUACAAAGAUGGAGUAGCCCACUCUGAUACAGAAGUCCCCUUUUCCAGGGCCUGUAAGAAAGAUUCAAUUGCCGACCUCAUGUUUCUGGUGGAUGAGGCCGUUGGGACCACAGAGAAUCUAGGGCUCCUGCAGAACUUCCUGAAGAACAUCACCUCCUCCAUGGAUGUGCAUAACAACUGCCUGCGGCUUGGACUCAUGAGUUACAGUGACAGAGUCAAGACGUUUUCUCUUCUGAACUCGAGCACAACCCUGUCUGAAUUUCAGGAGCAAAUCCAGAAGCUCUCUCUGGGGGCUGGGAAAUCCAAUGCUGGAACUGCCCUUCAGCAGAUGAGGAGGGAAGGCUUCUCAGCAUCACAUGGCAGCAGACGGGCCCAAGGAGUGCCCCAAAUAGCGGUCCUGGUUACUAACAGGCCGGUGGAUGACAAUGUGCGGGAGGUGGCCCUCGACCUCCGGCUGCAGGACGUAACUGUGCUUUCCGUGGGCAUUGAAGGGGCCAACAAGACCCAGUUAGAAGAGAUAGUGUCUUACCCUCCGGGACAGACCAUCUCCAUGCUACGGUCCUAUGCAGACUUGCAUAAUUACAGUAAGAACUUCUUAAAAAAGCUCCAGAAUGAAAUAUGGUCCCAAAUUUCGACUCAGGCUGAACAAGUGGAACUUGAUAAAACUGGCUGUGUGGACACAAAGGAGGCUGAUCUCUAUUUCCUCAUCGAUGGCUCAGGAAGCAUUCAGGUAAAACACUUUGAGCAAAUCAAGGAAUUCAUGUUGGCGGUGAUAGGGAUGUUCAGCAUUGGUCCAGACAAAGUUCGAGUCGGAGCUGUGCAGUAUUCCGAUGAGAAGAAAGUGGAGUUUGAUAUCAAUGACUACCUUAAUGAUGUGAAAUUAAGAAAGGCUGUUUCUAACAUCAAGCAACUUGGCGGCGGAACUCUUACUGGGGCAGCCCUGGAUUUCAUGCUGCCACUGAUGAAGAAGGGAAGGAAGCAGCGGACAAAUGAGGUACCCUGUCAUCUCAUUGUGUUGACCGAUGGGCUAUCUGAAGAUGCUGUCCUGGAACCUGCUGAGAGAGUAAGGGCUGAAAAUGUCACCAUCCAUGCGAUUGGUAUUGGGAAGGCUAACAGAACACAACUGAAACAAAUUGCUAGGGAAGAGGAAAGAGUUAACUUUGGGCAGAACUUUGAUGCUUUAAAAGGCAUCAAAAAUGAAGUCGUUCACAGCAUCUGCACUGAGAAAGGAUGUGAAAACAUGAAGGCCGACAUCAUGUUUCUGGUGGACAGUUCUGGCAGUAUAGGACGUGAGAAUUUUGAGAAAAUGAAAAUUUUCAUGAAAAACCUGUUAGAUAAGAUUCAGAUUGGUGGAGACAAAAGCCGAGUUGGUGUAGUUCAAUUCAGUGAUGUUAGUAAGGAAGAAUUCCAGCUUGAUAAAUACUUCACACAGAAAGAACUUUCUGAUGCAAUAGACAGCAUGGACCCCAUCAGUGAGAGCACUUUGACUGGAAGCGCGAUAACCUUUGUGGAUCCAUACUUCACUGAGGCCAAGGGGGGCCGUGCAAUGGUGAAAAAGUUUCUGAUCCUUAUCACUGAUGGAGAAGCCCAAGAUGAUGUGAGAGACCCCGCAAAAGCUCUUCGGGACAAGGGUGUGGUCAUCUUCUCUGUGGGGGUAUACGGGGCCAACAGGACUCAGCUGGAGGAGAUCAGUGGGGAUGGCAGCCUGAUCUUCCACGUGGAGAACUUUGAUGAUCUAAAGGCAAUAGAGAGUAAACUCAUCUUCCGCGUGUGUGCUCUUCAUGAUUGUAAACGGAUUCAGCAGUUAGAUGUCGUGUUCGUGCUGGACCACUCAGGCAGCAUCAGCGUCCAGGACCAAGAAAACAUGAUCAACCUCACCAUCCAUUUGGUGAAGAAAUCAGACGUGGGCCCGGACCGCGUUCGGUUUGGAGCGCUCAGAUACUCAGAUGACCCCGAGGUUCUUUUCUACCUCAACAAGUACUCAAGUAGAUCAGCCAUCAUCGAGCAUCUGAGGCGGCGCAGGGAUACGGCCGGGAGGACCUACACCGCCAAGGCUCUGGAGCGUGCGAACGACCUGUUCACAGAGCAACACGGCAGCCGUCUCAAGCAAAACGUGAAGCAGAUGCUGAUCGUCAUCACGGAUGGGGUAUCCCACGACAGAAAGAACCUCAGUGAGGCGGCCUCAAAAUUAAGAACCAAAGGCGUCAUCAUCCACGCAGUGGGUGUAGGUGCGGCUGACCAACUGGAACUGGAGAUGAUGGCGGGGGAUAAAAACCACACUAUCCACGUCAGUGCUUUCGAUAAACUGAAAGAUAUUUACCUGCCUCUGCAAGACAGUAUGUGUAACAACGCGCAAGAGGUCUGUAAUGUUCAGGAAGCGGAUGUGAUUUUCUUUUGUGAUGGCUCUGACAUGGUAUCUGAUUCAGACUUUGUUACCAUGACAACUUUCUUGUCAGACUUGAUUGAUAAUUUUGACAUUCAGUCUCAGAGGAUGAAAAUCGGGAUGGCCCAGUUUGGGAGCCGUUACCAAGAAAUUAUCGAGUUGCAAAACUCUCUGAGUAAAGCUGAAUGGAAGUCUCGGGUUCAAUCUAUCAGCAAGAGCAAGGGGCUUCCUCGAAUAGACCUGGCCCUGAGAAAAGUGAGCCUUAUGUUUGAGCCGUCCGCCGGUGGCAGAAGGAACGCUGGUGUCCCUCAGACGUUGGUGGUCAUCACAUCUGGGGGUCCCCGCUAUGAUGUGUCAAAGGCAGUGAAGGCCCUGAGAGAAGCUGGCAUUUGUAUUCUGGCUCUGGGCAUAGGAGAUGUUUACAAGGAACAGCUCCUGCCGAUCACGGGCAGUUCUGAAAAAAUCAUCACUUUUCAAGACUUCGAUAAAUUGAAGAAUGUGGAUGUGAAGAAAAGAAUGGUCCGUGAAAUCUGCCAGAGUUGCGGGAAAACCAACUGCUUUCUGGACAUAGUGGUUGGCUUCGACAUUUCCACUCACCUGCGGGGCCAGCCAUUGUUCCACGGCCACCCCCGGCUGGAAUCAUACCUCCCAGGCAUCUUAGAGGACAUCACGUCCAUCAGGGGUGUCAGCUGCGGGGCAGGUGCAGAAGUGCAGGUGAGCGUGGCCUUUAAGGUGAACAGCGACCAGAAUGUCCCUGCCAAGUUCCAAAUCUACCAGCAAACCAUAUUUGACCGCCUCCUGCAAGUCACCGUCAAUGGGCCGACUCACCUGGACGCGCAGUUCCUGCAGUCCAUGUGGGACACUUUUGAGAAUGUGUCUACAUCCCAAGGACAGGUGUUGCUCAUCUUUUCAGAUGGUCUUGGGGGUGAAAGCAAACUGAUGCUUGAAGAUCAAUCGGACAGGCUCAGGGAAGCAGGACUUGAUGCUUUGCUGGUAGUGUCCUUAAAUGCAACCACUCAUGGCGAGUUUUCCAGCUUUGAAUUUGGAAAAGGAUUUGACUACAGGACUCACCUGACCAUUGGAAUGAAAGAACUGGGCAGUACGCUAUCACAUUAUCUGGGGAACAUUGCAGAGAGGACUUGUUGCUGUAAAUUUUGCAAAUGUCUAGGGAUUCCAGGACCUCAAGGGAUCCAAGGGCCACGAGCCACCCAGGGUUUUCCGGGUUUGAAAGGCAGCGGAGGACACAGAGGAGAGGAUGGAGAGCCUGGAACUCGAGGAGAAGUUGGACCCCAAGGAAACAGAGGGAGUGCAGGAUGUCCAGGGCAGCGGGGUCAAAAGGGAGACAGAGGAUUUCCUGGAUAUAAGGGAGAACACGGAGAUGAUGGGGUUGAUGGACUGGAUGGGGAAGAGGGUUUUCAUGGACUUCCUGGGAAAAAGGGAGAAAAAGGUGAUCCAGGGUCCCAGGGCAGCCCAGGUUCCAGAGGCCCCCCUGGGGGAUAUGGGGAGAAGGGCUUCCCAGGGGAUCCUGGUAAACCAGGACAAAGCAGUAACAUCAAAGGACAAAAGGGCUCCAAAGGAGAACAAGGAAGACAAGGUAGAACUGGGCAGAAAGGGACGCCAGGCAGUCCUAGCUCCAGAGGGAGCAGGGGAAGAGAAGGCCGUAGGGGAGUCCAGGGUGCCCUGGGGGAACCCGGGACGCCUGGGCCUCAAGGCGAAUCAGGAGCUGACGGAUCACCAGGCCCGCAGGGAUUAAGCGGACCUCCGGGCAGGAAAGGAGAGCAGGGAGACGAAGGACAGAAAGGACCUCAGGGUGCUCCUGGCCCAGUAGGAGAUAAAGGGAGUGUUGGAAGGCCUGGUCUUUUGGGGAGAAAGGGAGAACCUGGGAUUCCUGGAGACCCAGGGCCAGCGGGGCAAGUUGGACAGCGAGGAAAGCAGGGUGAUUAUGGCAUCCCAGGGUAUGGUCCUGUGGGACGAAAAGGAGUCAAGGGUUCAAGAGGAUUCCCUGGAGAUAUGGGCCAAAAGGGUGAUGCUGGUGAUCCUGGAAUUCCUGGUGGGCCUGGACCAAAAGGAUUUAGGGGGUUAACCCUCACGGUAGGCUUGAAAGGUGAAAAAGGCUCUCCUGGACGCCAAGGCCCUCCUGGACGGAGAGGUCCUAAAGGGAUGGCAGGGCAGCCCGUAUAUUCUCAAUGUGAUCUAAUCCAGUUCAUGCGGGACCACAGUCCUUGUUGGAAAGAAAAGUGUCCUGUGUAUCCAACAGAGCUGGUAUUUGCCCUGGACCAGUCCAACGGUAUCACAGAGCAGAGAUUUAAUGAAAUGAGGGACAUCAUCACUUCUAUUGUCAGCGACCUCCACGUCAGGGAAAGUAAUUGCCUUGUGGGAGCAAGAGUUGUUGUGGUUUCCUACAACUCGGGCACCGACUACCUCAUCCGUGGGUCUGACUACCGUAACAAGAAGCAGCUUCUUCAGCUACUCUCCCAAAUAAAAUAUCAAAACUCCGGGGAAGUCCGAGACAUUGGGAAUGCGAUGAGGUUUGUGGCUCGGAACAUCUUUAAGCGGACGUCUGCGGGAGCCAAUGUGCAGAGAGUUGCUGUGUUUUUUAGCAACGGACAAGCUGCAAGUAGGUCAUCCAUCAUCACGGCCACCAUGGAGUUUAGCGCCUUGGGUAUCAGUCCUGCAGUCUUCGCUUUCAAUGAGAAGGUUUACCUCGAUGAGGCUUUUGGGUUUGACAACACAGGAACAUUUCAGGUGCUUUCUGUUCCUCCAGACGGGGAAUAUGAUCCAUUAGAAAGGCUUCGGCGCUGUACACUUUGCUAUGAUAAAUGUUUUCCAGAUACUUGCAAGAAAGAAAUUGUCUUACCUGAAAGUUCAUACAUGGAUGUUGCCUUCCUCUUAGACAAUUCUAGGAACAUAGCAAGUGAUGAGUUUAAGAAUGUGAAAGCCUUGGUGAGCUCAAUGCUUGACAACUUUGACAUUGCCUCGGACCCUAUAAUCUCAGACUCUGGUGAUAGGAUUGCCUUGUUGAGCUAUGCUCCUUGGGAUAGGAGACAGAAGAAUGUGGUAAAAACAGAGUUUGAGUUUACAACUUAUAACAGUCAAGCUCUAAUGAAAAGGUACAUUGAGGCUGACCUCCAGCAGCUAAAUGGAGAAGCCACCAUUGGUCAUGCCCUACUGUGGACCGUGGAGCAUCUCUUCCCAGCAACACCCAAGCUAAGAAGACACAGGGUCAUCUUUGUGGUCUCUGCUGGAGAAAACCGUGAGAGAAGGGAAUUCUUAAAGAAGAUGGCUCUGAGGACCAAGUGUCAAGGUUAUGUCAUAUUUGUGAUUUCCCUGGGUUUGACAACCAAGGAGGACAUGGAGGAGCUAGCCAGCCACCCACUUGAUCACCACCUGAUACAGCUUGGGAGAAUUCAUAAACCAAAUCUGGAUUAUGUUGUGAAGUUUUUAAAGCCAUUUGUGUACUCAGUGAGACGAGGAUUCAAUCAGUACCCACCACCAGUGCUUGAGAACAUCUGCAAACUCAUUGAUUCAGAAGACGAGGAAGAUCAAAACAUCGGUCUCCCAUUUACCCCUGCACCUUAUGAGAUUUCUUCAGGAGAGAACAUCAUUGGUCAGAGAUUGAGUACUAGGAGAGAUGCACCUUUUGUAUUGGAGGACAAUGGAAGUGACCACUUGGUUUACAUUCCGAGCCAGAUGCUCAUGCCACAGAAAUUAAUGACUAAAUAUGAAGAAGAUUGGGGUUCUGAAGCAAUCACAAGCCUCACAUCUGGACAUGAAAACCUUGGCAGAAAAGAAGAACCAGGUCUUACUUAUGAAAGUAGAGAUGCCUCUCUUCAAGAAUAUUACAUGGAUGUGACUUUUCUCGUAGAUGCUUCCAAAAGAAUAGGAAGUGAUGAGUUUAAGGACGUGAAAACUUUUAUAAGCUCCGUGCUUGAUUAUUUUCAUCUGGCCCCAGAUCCACUGACCUCCACCUUGGGAGACAGAGUAGCAGUCGUGACCUACUCUCCUCCAGGCUAUAUGCCCAACACAGAAGAAUGCCCUGUCUACCUAGAAUUUGAUUUGGUCACUUAUAACAGUAUACACCAAAUGAAACAUCAUCUCCAAGACUCCCUUCAGCAGCUCAAUGGAGAUGUUUUUAUGGGUCAUGCCCUUCAGUGGACACUUGACAAUGUCUUUGCAGGAACUCCCAAGCUGAGGAAAAACAAAGUUAUCUUUGUUAUAUCUGCUGGUGAGACCAACCCUUUAGACAGGGAAGUCUUAAGAAAUGUGUCUCUGAGAGCCAAGUGUCAGGGCUACUCCAUAUUUGUGUUUUCUUUUGGUCCUCGACACAAUGACAAGGAAUUAGAAGAAUUAGCCAGCCACCCACUGGAUCAUCACUUAGUCCAGCUUGGCCGAACCCACAAGCCAGAUUUGAACUAUAUCAUCAAAUUUGUCAAGCCAUUUGUUCAUUCAAUCAGACGUGACAUCAACAAAUACCCCCCUGCAGACAUGAAACCCAAAUGUGUUAACAUCACCUCUCUCAGUCCAGAGAAUAAUGGCAUAGAAAACACUGUAUUCCUUCUUCCUGAGGUAUAUGAAAUUGAGAUGGAGAGCAGUGAGCUUUCGGGUGAACCCAAUUCCCAGCAGCAGCAUUUCUUUGAAUUAGGGAACAGUCAUAGUAACAGUUCUGGUAUCACCACUGAUUUGAUCCAGAGGUUAUACAUGCUCUUUUCAUCUGGGGAACUGAUGAUGAAAGACAAGAAAGAGGCACAUUCAGAAGAAAUUACAUCUCCAGCAAAUGGCAGACAAGAUGAAAAAGAUAAGGAAGUGGAAGAUGCAGACAUCUGA
Molecule: messenger RNA, 7830 nt
Organism: Rangifer tarandus platyrhynchus (Svalbard reindeer)
Lineage: Eukaryota; Metazoa; Chordata; Mammalia; Artiodactyla; Cervidae
Source: the annotation of a GenBank genome assembly